This is a messenger RNA of Lemur catta (Ring-tailed lemur), 4496 nucleotides long. RefSeq names its product DExD/H-box helicase 58 (gene RIGI). NCBI's taxonomy places the organism in Eukaryota, Metazoa, Chordata, Mammalia, Primates, Lemuridae. The record is from RefSeq and is a predicted model, not a curated record. Gene Ontology annotation, cellular component: cytoplasm. Gene Ontology annotation, molecular function: double-stranded RNA binding; single-stranded RNA binding; ATP binding. The coding region runs from base 65 to 2890 and encodes 941 amino acids. The transcript is spliced from 18 exons.
CGCCCCGCCCGGCCCGGGCUUCUAGAGGAGCCGCGCGCAGGUCCCGCGGGCAGCCGAGGCCAGCAUGACCACCGAGCAGCGGCGGAACCUGUACGCCUUCAGGGACUAUGUCAGGAAGACGCUGGACCCUACCCACAUCCUGGGCUACAUGGCCCCCUGGUUCAGGGACGAUGAGGUGCAGUGUAUUCAAGCUGAGAAAAACAACAAGGGCCCGAUGGAGGCUGCCACACUUUUUCUCAAGUUCUUGUUGGAGCUCCAGGAGGAAGGCUGGUUCCAGGGCUUCCUGGAUGCCCUAAGCCACGCAGGUUAUUCUGGACUUUAUGAAGCCAUUGAAAAUUGGGAUUUCCAAAAAAUUGAAAAGCUAGAGGACUAUAGAUCACUUUUAAAACGUUUACAACCAGAAUUUAAAACCAGAAUCAAUCCAACAGAGAUCCUUCCUGAAAUCUCUGUAUGUUUAAUUAAUCAGGAAUGUGAAGAAAUUAGACAGGUUUCCUUCAAUAAAGGGAUGAUGGCAGGUGCAGAGAAAAUGGUGGAAUGCCUUCUCAGAUCAGACAAGGAGAACUGGCCCAAAACUUUGAAACUUGCCUUGGAGAAAGAAGAUAACCGGUUCAGUGAACUGUGGAUUGUAGAGAAAGGUGCAGAAGAUGCUGAAAUUAAAGAUCUUGAGGAUGAUAACAUGGAAACUUCCAACAUACAGAUUUUCUACCGGGAAGAUCUAGAAUACCAGAAUCUUAGUCAGAAUUCGUGUCCACCUUCAGAAGUAUCUCUAACUGACUUGAACAGCCGAUUUAAACCAAGAAAUUACCAGCUAGAGCUUGCUUUGCCAGCUAAGAAAGGAAAAAACACUAUAAUAUGUGCUCCUACUGGUUGUGGAAAAACAUUUGUUUCAAUUCUCAUAUGUGAACAUCAUCUUGAAAAAUUUUCACAUGGACAAAAAGGGAAGGUUGUCUUUUUUGCUAAUCAAAUCCCAGUGUAUGAACAGCAGAAAUCUGUGUUCUCAAAAUAUUUUGAAAGACUUGGGUACAGAGUUACAGGCAUUUCUGGAGCAACAGCUGAAAAUGUCCUAGUGGAACAGAUUAUUGAGAACAAUGACAUCAUCUUUUUAACGCCGCAGAUUCUUGUGAACAACCUUAGAAAUGGAACUAUUCCAUCACUGUCUGUCUUUACUUUGAUGAUAUUUGAUGAAUGCCAUAAUACCAGUAAACAACACCCGUACAAUAUGAUCAUGUUCAAUUAUCUAGAUCAGAAACUUGGAGGAUCGUUAGACCCACUACCCCAGGUCAUUGGGAUGACUGCCUCGGUUGGCGUUGGGGAUGCCAAAAACACAGAUGAAGCCGUGGAUCAUAUCUGCAAACUGUGUGCUUCUCUUGACGUAUCAGUGAUAGCGACAGUCAGAGAGAACUUGGAGGAACUGGAGCAAAUUGUUUAUAAGCCCCCAAAGUUUUUCAGGAAAGUGGAAUCACGGACUUCAGACCAAUUUAAAUUCAUCAUAUCUCAGCUGAUGAGGGAGACAGAGAGUCUGGCAAAGAGUAUCCAUGGAGACCUCGGAAAAUUAUUUCAGAUUCAAAAUAGGGAGUUUGGAACACAGAAAUAUGAACAGUGGAUUGUUACCGUUCAGAAAGCGUGCAUGGUGUUUCAGAUGCCAGACAAAGAUGAAGAAAGCAGGAUCUGUAAAGCGCUGUUUUUGUAUACUUCGCAUCUGCGGAAAUACAAUGAUGCCCUCAUUAUCAGUGAACAUGCACGAAUGAAAGAUGCUCUGGAUUACUUGAAAGACUUCUUCAGCAAUGUCCGAGCAGCAGGAUUCGAUGAGAUUGAGCAACAUCUUACUUGGAGAUUUGAAGAAAAGCUGCAGGAACUAGAAAGCGUUUCCAUGGAUCCCAGCAAGGAGAACCCUAAACUUGAAGACCUUUGCUUCAUCUUACAAGAAGAGUAUCACUUAAACCCAGAGACAAGAACCAUUCUCUUCGUGAAAACCAGAGCACUUGUGGAUGCUUUAAAGAAGUGGAUUGAAGGAAAUUCUAAACUCAGCUUUCUAAAACCUGGCAUAUUGACUGGACGUUGCAGAACAAAUCAGGAUAUAGGAAUGACCCUCCCAGCACAGAAGUGCAUACUGGAUGCGUUCAGAACCAGUGGAGAUAACAACAUUCUGAUCGCCACGUCGGUUGCUGAUGAAGGCAUCGACAUUGCGCAGUGCAAUCUUGUCAUCCUGUAUGAGUAUGUGGGCAAUGUCAUCAAAAUGAUCCAAACCAGAGGUAGAGGAAGAGCAAGAGGUAGCAAGUGCUUUCUUCUGACUAGUAAUGCUGAUGUAAUUGAAAAAGAAAAAAUGAACAUAUACAAAGAACAAAUGAUGACUGAAUCCAUUUUAAGCCUUCAGACAUGGGACGAAGCAGUAUUUAAAGAAAAGAUUCUCCAUAUACAGGUUCGUGAAAAAUUCAUCAGAGACAGUCAAGAAAAAGCAAAACCUGUGCUUGAUAAAGAAAAUAAAAAACUGCUAUGUGGGAAAUGCAAAGCCUUGGCAUGUUACACAGCUGAUGUAAGAGUGAUAGAGGACUCCCAUUACACCGUGGUUGGAGAUGCUUUCAAGAAAUGCUUUGUGAGUAAACCACACCCCAAACCAAAGAAAUUUGGUAGUUUUGAGAAGAGAGCCAAGAUAUUCUGUGCCAGAGAGGACUGCAGCCAUGACUGGGGAAUCCAUGUGAAGUAUAGGACAUUUGAGAUUCCGGUUAUAAAAAUUGAAAGUUUUGUGGUGGAGGAUGUGGCAACUGGAGCUCAGAGACUGUACCCAAAGUGGAAGGACUUUCAUUUUGAGAAGAUACCAUUUGAUGCUGCAGAAAUGUCCAAAGGCCUUGGCCUCAAUCUUCAGCUACAGGUAAUAGGUGAAUUUGAGUGAAGAAGCAACCACGCAGUGGGUAUAACCAUGGAUCGCUUAUACCGCUGGGAAGUUAUUUUACCUAAGGCUUGUACUGAAUUGAAUAUUGAUCCCUUUGCCUUCUGUUUAUUGUUUUCAACAGUUUGUUCUAUAAUCAUACAUGUAAAGCACGAGUGAAUCACAGCAUUGAAUAUUUUGUAGGCCAACAGAGCUCACAGUACUUGGAAAAGAUUAAAAAGUCUUCACCUGUUUCUGUCCUCUUUAGAGCCAAAUGCCAGCGAACACACAGUAACCACUCUGUACACGUUGGGAUCGAUGGAUGAAUGAACAGAAUGUUGAAAGGUUUUCUAUACCUCCCUUUCUUAACCUACUGUAAACUGGCUUUUGCCCUUAACCAUCUACUAUAAUUUUUCUUUUAGAGGUUACCAGUAACUCUGGUUGCCAAAUGCAUUGGGAACUUCUUGGUCCUUCUAUUUGACCUCUGUACUUUCGGUCCUAUUAGCACUUCUUUCUUGAAACUCUCCCUUGGUUUCUAUUUCUUUUAGUUCUAGUCUAGCCUUUUUUAUUGGUUUCUCUUUGCUGAUCCCUUAAGUGUUGAUAAUUCCAAGGGCUCAAUAUAGUAAUGUAUACAAAUAUGUGUAUAUACAUAUCUAUGUGUAACUAUUAUAACACAUUAUACACAUACAUGUAUGUAUAUAACAGUUACAUGUACACUCAUGUUCUCUCUGUAGCAGUGUGUGGCAUGGUAAUCUUAAAACUCUGUAGUGGACAACUUUUAGUAAUGAGGGGCGUAGAAAUAAAAUACUUCCUGGGAAAUUAUUCCUGUUCUUUUAGUGUACUGAAUGUCUUGCCCUAUUAAUCUGUUUUCUUAAUCUGUGCCAUUGUUCUCUUUGAAUGGUCAUCUCGAGCCAUUUUCCAAUAACAGGUGAUGUUCAACACUUGCACUGUCCUGAGUUAGGUCUCUUGGAUGAUACUAAUGAGGCAGUUUAAUUUGGCCGUCCUUUCUAUUUAAAAAAUCAGAAUAUGUUUCCACAUGGCAUUCCUGUGUCACCUAGCAAGGUUUGCUGCUGCUUCAGAGAACUUAGGGGUUUUCCAGAUACAGAGACAAGUGCUAUUUCUAGCCAGGCCAAUGUAUUUUGUGUUCAGGGAAGGCUCUACCGUAAUUUAAGCAUCUUCCUAAAAUAGCUUCAGAUUAUUUGUAAUUCACCAUGACUCAUUAAUGGCUUACACAGAACUCCAGAAAUCAUACCAUGUUCAACACAUAACCCUUUUUAAGUAGCAGCUACUUAUACCCAAAGGCUAUCUGGAGACUACCCGAUGCACAGCCAGCCACUCAGACUAUGCAGAUCUACCCUGGACAAUAGUGGGGUUACUCGCUAUGGCUGCCUCCCUCUCCAUGGGAUCUGAUGAGCAGUGGUGUGGGCAGGGAGCCAGAGAGAGUUGCCAGUUACGUAACUUCCCUUUGGCUUUUCUACAACUGUAAAACGAGGAUAAUACCGAACUGUAAAGGUUAGUGGAAGGUUUUUAAUUAAAAGAAUGUAUGAAAAUUAUAUGACAUAUAGUAGUUGCUUGAUAAGUUAUUACUAGUAGUAUUAGUGAGACAAUAAAAAUGGAUUAUUUAAACCAA